This is a messenger RNA of Fomitopsis serialis, 1032 nucleotides long. Its product is annotated as 2-nitropropane dioxygenase. Gene Ontology annotation, molecular function: nitronate monooxygenase activity. The record is from RefSeq and is a predicted model, not a curated record. NCBI's taxonomy places the organism in Eukaryota, Fungi, Basidiomycota, Agaricomycetes, Polyporales, Fomitopsidaceae. Bases 1 to 1032 code for a protein of 343 amino acids. The transcript is spliced from 10 exons.
AUGCCGUCGUCCUCACCUGUUUUCAGUACUCCACUCACGAAGCAAUUCAAGAUAAAUCAUCCAAUCAUGUUAGCAGGCAUGAAUGUUGCCGCUGGCCCUAGGCUGGCUGCCGCAGUUACGAACGCUGGUGGCAUUGGCGACAAGGACGCGCCGUUCGGUGUAGACCUGGCGCUACCGCAGCUCGGAGGCAACGCAAGGAAAACAAAUUACGACUACACCAAGGGGCAAUUACCCACGCUCACCGACAUAAUCAUCAAGAACAAAGCUUCGUUGUUUGUUUGCGCUAUAGGCGUUCCUCCAAGGGACAUGGUCGACAAGCUACACGCAGCUGGCAUCGUUGUGAUGAACAUGGUUGGCCACCCAAAGCACGUCGAGAAGGCACUAGCACAGGGCGUAGACAUGAUCUGCGCCCAAGGCGGCGAGGGCGGCGGACACACCGGCGACACGCCCUUCUCCAUUCUCAUUCCUGCAAUAGUCGACAUCUGCAAGGACAAGAAGAGCCCGCUCACGGGCAAGCCGAUCAUCGUCAUUGCCGCAGGUGGCAUAGCAGAUGGACGAGGCCUCGCCGCUGCGCUCUCGUAUGGUGCUUCUGGCGUGUGGGUCGGCACCCGCUUCGUGGCGAGCGAGGAGGCAGGUGCUCCACCGAUACACAAGCAACAGGUCGUGACCGCCGGGUACGAUGACGUUGUUCGAACCCUCAUUUACUCUGGUCGCCCGAUGAGCGUGAGGAGGACAGCCUACGUAGCCAGUUGGUCAGUCCAUCGGGCUCGCGUUCUUGAGGACGGUCGACAAGCGGACAUUGAGGCUUUCACUUCCGAAGGCAAGAUCCCGCACGAGGCGGAAGUGGAGAUACAUCCUGAGCGUAUGCUCGAGGGUCGUGCAUGGCUCAUGGGCAAAGUGGCCGCGUCGAUCAAGGAUGUCAAGCCAGCGAAAGCUAUUGUCGAUGAGAUGGUAUCGACUGCUGCAACCAGUCUGCAGAAGGCAAUGAGCCAGAUAAGCGUCGAUGAAGUCAUUGCGCGGGCUAAGCUGUAA